AUGUUCAGCUCUUCGACGAUGAGUCUAGAUGUACUAAAGGAAGUGAAGGAUCUUGCUGACCAGUAUUCGGCCUCUGGAUCGAAUGGGCGUUCCGGUUGGAUGCCUGCUUUUAGUCAUAUUGAAACAUUUGGGCCCACGUCCGGGGUAGCCGUAGAGAGGUCAGUCGAGACCUUACUGGAGGAAAUCGAUCAAGUAAAGCGUUGCCGAAUGACUACUCCUGUCGUUGUCCUGAACCAUCUCCUUACGGGAGAACAGUUCGUACCCCGGCUGUGUCAAGUUCGAACAGCACAUCACGGAAAAAAUUCACUGCCCAUUCCGCCUAGUAUUUCUAUUUUGGAGACAUCGCAAGACAGUACACAGGCCCGCUCGUGGUUGUCUGAAUUCAAAAAUAUUACUUUACCCAGAAAUGUUGUAGAGCUGUCGUUUUCGCGUAGUUCGGGUCCAGGUGGUCAGAAUGUCAACAAGGUCAACACCAAGGCGACUGCACGCUGUCCUAUUGAUGCGGAAUGGAUACCGUUGUGGGCUCAACCAGGCCUAAAGAAAUCUGCUCACUAUGUAUCUUCCACAAAAUCAAUCAUGAUCACGUCUACUGUUUACCGUUCUCAAUCACAGAACGUCGAAGAUUGCUUGGAAAAGCUACACAAUGUGGUCUUGACCACAGCAUCGGCCUUGAUCAAGAACGAAACUUCAGAAGAGAAGAAGAAGCACAUUGCUAAUCUAGAACGAGCGGCGAAGGAGCGUCGGAGGAAGGAGAAAAGCUAUCGCAGUGAAACGAAAAAAAGACGGUCGUCUGGAGGCUGGGAUGAUUGA
Guyanagaster necrorhizus is the source of this 810-nucleotide messenger RNA. RefSeq lists its product as uncharacterized. The transcript has 5 exons. Gene Ontology annotation, cellular component: mitochondrial large ribosomal subunit. NCBI's taxonomy places the organism in Eukaryota, Fungi, Basidiomycota, Agaricomycetes, Agaricales, Physalacriaceae. Gene Ontology annotation, biological process: mitochondrial translational termination. Gene Ontology annotation, molecular function: peptidyl-tRNA hydrolase activity; translation release factor activity, codon nonspecific. The record is from RefSeq and is a predicted model, not a curated record. Bases 1 to 810 code for a protein of 269 amino acids.